Aricia agestis (brown argus) is the source of this 6134-nucleotide messenger RNA. RefSeq names its product protein virilizer (gene vir). The record is from RefSeq and is a predicted model, not a curated record. NCBI's taxonomy places the organism in Eukaryota, Metazoa, Arthropoda, Insecta, Lepidoptera, Lycaenidae. The transcript has 11 exons. Bases 173 to 6061 code for a protein of 1962 amino acids. Gene Ontology annotation, molecular function: RNA binding. Gene Ontology annotation, cellular component: RNA N6-methyladenosine methyltransferase complex.
UUGUCUAUACAGCUUCGUAGAGAAAUUACGAUGAUUUUUCUCUAAAUCCGAACUUAUGUUACUUUAAUUUACUAUAGAUAAGACAAAAAUAAAGUAUAUAUUUAGGUUUUGUGUAAACAGUGGGUGUUUAACUUUUACGAUUUUGUGAGAUUAUGAUCAAAAGUUUUGAGCAAUGGCGUCUGAACAGCCGGAUUUGCUGUUUUUCGACACAUUUUCCCACGAUACUAGCGAGGAAUUGAAUUUAGAUUUGGUUCAGUUUCCGAAGUCUGUGUUUGUGCGGGAAAUACGAAUCAUACCACUCGGUGCCCGGGUGGAGGGAGACUUUCCUGGUGGGGUGCGACUGGGUGCCACCAACCCCACUAAGUUUCACAUUGACUUCUUUGUGAAUGACCUCAGUAAGCCCGGAGCUUCAACAUUUGAGGCCCUGGGCAGCCUGGAGUACUGCCAGAAUGGACAGAUACACAUGGAGUGUAGUAAUGAUGCAGAGCAGCCGAGGAUUCCUACCGAUGGCCUCGUUUUGAGAGGUUUCUACACAACAAUAACUUUAGCUGUUUAUGGCACUCUGACACAAGUGGUUCCGGAUACACCGGCAAUCGUCAACCAGCCUCCCCCAACCCAGAGACCAGUGUCCAGGGAGGCCAGCUCCUUGCCGGCCAACGUUUCCCAGACAACCGAGUGGAACCAGGAGGCCUCGAACCCUAUACCCGCCCUCCCCUACGCGGCCAACGUCGCCACGAGCAAUCCCGACGCGUACGGGCCCAAUCAGUAUCCAGAAAAUUACGACAGCCAAGUAUACAGAAAUGAAUACUACCCCAACGAAGCUCCCAAGGAUCCUCGAACCUACCAUCACAUCGAGGACGCCGAGUGGGAGAAGGAUAGGCAGGAUAUUCCUUGCGAAAGAGACGCCGAUAGAUUGCGGCUAAGCCCCAGAUCUCUGGAGUUGGAAAGGGACAGGGAGAGGCGGGAGGGGCGAAGCCGGCGGCGCUCUCUCGACAGAGGGCGGAGUCGCGAGACGUCCCGACACAGGGAUCGAAGCCGGGACCUCGACAGGCUGGACCGCCUGCGGUCUCGGUCACGUAGUCGGGACCGGGACUAUGUGGUUAAGGGGGAGUACCGGCCCCUCAGCCGCUCGCGCUCCCGCAGCAUCGACCGCGACUGGGACCGCGGCUCCUACAAGAAGGACGACUACCGCCGCCACCGCGACUCCUCCUACGACCGCUCCCGCGCCGGCUCCUACGAGCCCCGCUCGCCCUAUGACAAACGAGCGCCGUCCUACGAGCGCAAACUCGGCUACGACAAGCGAUCACCGUACGACGCGAGAAGCUCGUCCUUCGAGCGACGCGCGCCAUCGCCCUAUGACAGAAAGCGCCACUCGCCGUACCGCGUGCGAGGCUCCAGCUACGGCAGUCGGUCGCCCAGCCGAGAUGACCCGAGGAAGCGGCCCCGGACUCCGCCCGGUGAGAGCAGGCGGCCUCUGUCCCCGCGCGACGGGGACGCCGCGAGCCCCAUCAACUCCGUGCGGUCGGAGGAGCCCCCCGAGUAUGACAGAACCGGAAAACUCGUCCCGCGCAUCGACUACUACCAUCCCAACUACAGGCACAAGAGCUCCAUCCGCAGCCCCUCGCAGGAGGCGGACCCGGCGUUCGCCGAGCAGCCGCACACCAGCCUGGUCACUGUGCCCAUCGUCGACACCGCGAAGUCGGUCGAAACUCCCGGCCGGAAUCCCGAGGACGAGUCCGUGGACGCGGAGCCGUUCGAGCCGAUCCUGUCCGACGAGGACAUCUGCGACGAUCUCGACGACCGCACAUACAUGGACGUCGACUACGACGCGAAGGAGUACUGCGGCGUCGACGACAUCAUAAAGUACUACAACCCUUUGAAGGACGAGUGGAAAAAAUACACCUACGUGAACAUACCUUACUUGCUGUCGAACGAUAAAAACGUCAAAGACGUAACGAGCGCCGGCUUCGACGUGCUGUGCGGUGCGAGCGUCGGUCUGUCCAAAAUACACGACAUCACCCGAGGCGCUAAGAAGCGCGAGCAGAAAUUCUUCUGCAACACGUUCUUGGACAUCGACAACUCGUCGCGGGAGGACUGGGUUCACCAGUGCGAGCUCCUCUACGUUCCGCUGACUAACCUGUGCAAAAAUACCGACAUAGUCCUGCGAAUAUUCCGCUCCGACGACGAGGAGGACGCCUGCGACGAGUUUGUCGACAUCUACAAUUUGCUGGUGACGUUCUGUCGAAUCGGCUUGAACUUCGAAUUCGCGCUCGCUCAGCAGCAACCGACGUACAAGAUCCGGCACAUGAAGUGCGGCGUUCGCCUGGUCGAGGCCCUGAUGGCUCACCGGCACAGCGGUCAGGUAAUGAGGCGUCUGCUGGACAAUGGUAUCGACAUACCCAUGCAACUCCUGGAGAUGUACUCCAAGGAGUACAUGGCCCUGAGUCUCCGGCUCAUGAUCUUGAAGUCGUUGAACGCCUGCUUGUCUUCCAAGGUUGCGAUCGACCGUUUCAUGCAAAACUCCAUGUUCCCAAAAUUCGAUAAGAACGAUAAUUCCAGGCGACCGAUGAACGGCUACCAGGCGCUGAUCGCGAUGAUGCAGUGCAACCCGUUGGGCAGGAUAAAGUUUUCCCUGAGCGCCCUCAUAAAGAAACUGAACAUAUACGAGGCGCUGGCGAAGCUCCACGCGCUCGUUAUAAACUUCAGUAAAACCACAUCGGAGAAAGAAUCUGAAGAAUCCGAGUUACCCGAAAGCGACGUCAACUUCAUAGUCGACUCGAUGGAGGAGAUCCUUUACACGUACCGCUCCCAGUGCUUCCAUCUCUCGCAACCUAAACGUUUCCUUCCCGCGUCGGCCCAGUUCGAAAUAAGCAAGGAGUGCUCCAACGAAAUACUUCUCGAGUUCUUCGACAUUCACAAUAUUCUAGAAACUUUCGUUUACCUCCUGAGCUGCCCGUCGACCUGCAACAACCUGGCGGUCACCAGCCCCAUCCACGACCUCAUCUUCGAGCUGGUCAACACGCCCAACGGCCUCGAGUUUCUGUACGAAAAGAUGGUGGCGAGCGAGAUCCUGUUCAAAAUUCUGAUUCACCCGGACGGGCAGCAGAGCCCAGAGGAGACCGCCUACCCACAUGACAGCAACCUGAGCAAUUACAGCGACCUGCAAAUUCUCGGCCUCGAACUGGCGUACCGGCUCAAGGCGAUGUACUACCUGCGGUCAAUCUGCGACGCGCAAGCGGGGAAGCCCGACGACAACGAGCUGAUCGACCGCCUCCAGGCGCUGUACUGCCUCAGCUUCGGCUGCGUCGGCCGGACCGCCGUCCCCGCCGUCGUCGUCAUGGGCGACAACGCCGAGUGCCUCAUGGCGGUCUUCGAGAGCGACCCGAAGACGAGGAGCAGGACCGAGUCCCCGUCCAAGCAACGGUCCCCCGCGAAGGGCUACGCCAUCGAGCUGAUCGUCUCGGCGGUGCGGUUCGCCGCCGACGUCCCCUUCCUGAAGAAGUACGGGCAGAGGCUGAUCGAUGUGUCCCGGGAGCACGACAGGUUCGAGCCGAGCGUGUCCAGCGUGUUACAGGAGGUCAUCCCGUACCUGAAACCGGUCGAGAAAAGCGACGUGCUGGCCGGGGAGGACCUCGCCGAGUGCGUGGAGAUACUCAAGGCCGGACUCGAGCACUCGGCGGACCUGCCCGGCGAGCUGACCACGUGCCUGCGGAUUCUCCGCCACUAUUGCAUCUCCGACUACGACAGGAACUCCCCCAUCGUGUGCGAGUCGCCCACCGAGGAGUACGUCGAGCUGAAGUACAAGUACAACGUGCUGCAGCUGUUCUCGCUGGAUGGCGUCGCCCACAUCGCGGGGAUCCUGGACCGCCUGGCGAGCCACUUCGACCAGCCGAGCAUGCACACUUCGCUGUUCGCGUCAGUCCGAGGCCUGCAGCUGGCGCAGCUGCUCGUGCCGAGCCUGCGAUUGCUCGACGAGAUGCUGGUGCGGGUGGUGCGGUGCCGCGGGCCGCGCUUCCGGGACCUCACCGCCGCGCCGAUCCUGCUCAGGACGUACGGCAUCGCGAAGUCCUUCCCGCUGGGCUGCAUCGGCUCCAGGACGGCCGAGCGCGCGGCGGAGGCGGCGGUGCGGGCGCUGCUGGCAUACGCGCAGCCCGUGGCCGACGAUGCGAAGGACGGGGAGUCGAUCCGGCGCGGGCUGUGGACGUCCCUGUGCUCGGAGGUGAUCCAGUACACGAUGACGGCGCCGUGCACGUUUGCGGCGGGGCUGCUGGUGUUCUCGGAGCUGCUGCCGCUGCCGCUGCCGCUGCAGACGCGCGUGGAGCCGACGGCGCGUGAGCUGGCCGACGCCGCCAACGAGCGCCGCCUGUGGUCCGCCCAUCUGCACGCGCUCGCCAACGACCUCGUCGAUAUGAUACAGGUGAUCUGCAUGUCGACCUAUCGUCCCGUGGCUCACAUGCUGCGGCGCGUGUGCGUGCAAGUAGCGGACCUCGCUCCUAACACAGCGUCGGUCGUCGCGCGUGCGGCCGUCGGAGCCGUCGUUAGAGAACUCGGUGCAGACCGGAAGACCGGGGAAGUCAAAGAGACUGGAGACGUCCGGAAGACCGGAGAGACCGGGGCGGCCAAAGAGGUGGAAGUUUUAGGGGCGGGGACGGGGGCGGGGCUAGCGCGCGCGCUCGGCCUCCUUGCGUGUUUGUUGUCGCACGCGCCCGUCAAGUGUGCCGUGCUACAUGUCAUGGCCAGCGGCGGACCGAAGGCUAACGACCUGCAGUUGGCGCUAUGCACGGUGCUGACUAAGUCGCCCAGCUCGGGCGAGCACGCGGCCGCUCAGGAGUGCGCCGCGCACGCACUGGCGGCGCUGUGCGACGGCGAGGUGACGCUGUCGCCACAUACCGAGCCCGAAGCCGUCGUCGGCAACUCGCUCCCGAGCCGGGAAGCCCUGGCGACGUUACUCGACGCCACUGCCGAUUGUCUCGCCGGUGAGAAGACUGCCGCCGUAGCCUCGUCCAUACUCCGCGCGUACUUUGUGCUGACCGAACACGAGUACGGUUUUACGCAGUUCAAGAAGUUUGUAACGCGGAAACGGGCGGCCCUCGGCAAGUUCUUCAGGUGGGCGCUCGAAGCAGGCGAGGAGCGCGCAGAAUGCCUCGCGCUAUACCUAGACCUGAUCAGGAUAUUACGGGCGGAGGAGGGUGAGGGGCCGGGCGGGAGGCGGGGCGUCCUCACGCCGGGCGAGAUGGCCGACAUGGUGGAGUACUCAAACGAGGACGCCCAUCCGGCGUUGAGUCUGGAGAAGACUUUGAAGGAGCGCAACGCCGACGAGGAGGUAGUAUCAAAUGCGACGUUCCUCGUCACCCAUCUCCAGAAACUACCGGAGAGCGAGGAGGCAGUGGCGGCCGCCGGGGGCGCGGCAGAGCUAGUUCCGCCCCCGCCGCAGCCUCUGGCGGCGCAGUGGGCGGGGCGCACGCUGCGGUGCGGGCACGCGCCGCACGAGCGUCUCACUGCCGGCUACUGGCUCACCGUGCCGCCGCCGCCAGCUGAAGACGACGUUGCGCUUGACUUAGUAUCGUGCGACAUCAUGGAGUUAGCUCAGGCGCUGCUAGGGGGCGGGGCGGGGGGCGGGGCGGAGCUGGCGGCGGGGCUGCGGCGGCUGGCGGGCGUGCCCGACGCGCGCCAGGACACAGUGGCCGACGACAAGCGGCCGGCGGUGGCGCUCGCUCGCGCCCGCGACGACGCCUUCCGCUCCCGCCCGCCCAACACCUCCCGCCCGCCUAGCCUGCACGUCGACGACUUCACCGCCCUGCAGCACGCGCCCCGAGCGAGACAUUACACGCCCCAGCACCAGACGCAGCAUCAGCUCGCCAGAGGGUCUCGGAGGUUCGGCAACGCGACGCCCGUGCCCGGACACUACCGCCAUCUUCGCGGUCGCGGCGCGUGGGAGAUGGGCGGCGGGCAGCACUUCGCCGGACACUUCCCCCCCUCGCAGCAGUACGGCAUGGGUGGCGUGGGUUGGGGCGGCGGGCGCAUGGCGCGGGGGCCGCGACAUCGCUCCUUCAUGCGCUGAGUACGCCCCUGCAUAAGUGUUGUCUCAAUAUAUCAUACACACUACAUACUACUUUUUUUUUCAAACCUCUAUC